AUAAAAUAAGCAAAUCGCUGUAUAGCCACAUCAGUUCAUCCAAGUGCAUUAAUAAAUAAUAAUGAACGCUCAGUUGUUUGCUGUUCUCUUAGUAGCAGUCAUUGCUGCUGUAUCAGCUGUUCCAGUAUUAAACCAGCAGGAGGGGGAGGUCUUAAUAAGACAAAGAAGGCAAGGUCCUCAAGGCUUUGGGGCAGGUGGUGCCAAUGGGAAAGUUCAAGGGGGAGGUGUAGGCUUCCAAAAUCCAAACGGUUCAGGUGGAAGUGUUUCCUAUGGACAUGCCAACGGUUACGGUCACAAUGUGGGCGUAGAUGCCAAAGUGCCAGUGUGGUCAAGCAAGAACCGAUUUGGAGAAUCCACUUUGAAUGUGGGAGGGGGAGCCACCCAACAUUUCGGGGGCCCUGGAGGGAAUCAGAACCUGGACAAGAGGGUCGGCGCUAGUUUUAACCACCGGUGGUGAAAACCGUCUUUUAAUUGUGAUUUAUUAGGUCUGAUUAUGAAUAAAUUUAGAUUUUAUUCAAUCUA
Messenger RNA from Anthonomus grandis grandis, 522 nucleotides. RefSeq names its product attacin-A-like. NCBI's taxonomy places the organism in Eukaryota, Metazoa, Arthropoda, Insecta, Coleoptera, Curculionidae. Gene Ontology annotation, biological process: defense response to bacterium. The coding region runs from base 62 to 457 and encodes 131 amino acids. Gene Ontology annotation, cellular component: extracellular region. The transcript is spliced from 3 exons. The record is from RefSeq and is a predicted model, not a curated record.